UUCCUAGCAGUACUGCCUGCAUUUCCUCUCACCGUUGUUCCGCUGAAGCUUUGCACCAGGCCUACGUGUACGACAUGCCGGCCGCCGUGGCUGCCCCCGCCUCCGGCGACGCAAACGUUGUCGAGGACCUCUUCGGAUUCCUCCGCGUACUCAGCGACGGCUCCAUCAUCCGUUCGCCGGACGACCCGGAGUUCUCCCCAACCACUUUUCCCAGCGACCAUCCGAGCGUGCAGUGGAGGGACGCCGUCUACGACAAGGCCAACAGCCUCCGCGUCCGCAUGUACAAGCCGUCCGCCGGCGCCGAGCCGGUGGGCCGGAAGCUGCCGGUGCUCGUCCACUUCCACGGCGGGGGCUUCUGCCUCGGCUCGUGCACGUGGGGCAACGUCCACAGCUUCUGCCUCCGGCUCGCCACAGAGGCUGACGCCGUUGUUCUCUCCGCCGGGUACCGCCUUGCCCCGGAGCACCGCCUCCCCGCCGCUUUCGACGACGCCGAAGGCUUCCUAAAAUGGCUAAGCGAUCAGUCCGUAAACGCCGCCGCCUCCGACGGCUGGCUCACCGAGGCCGCAGACUUCGGCCGCGUGUUCGUCACCGGCGACUCCGCGGGUGGGACCAUGGCGCACCACCUCGCCGUGCGCGCCGGCUCGGCCACGCCCAAACGCGGCGAGGGCGACGUCGACCCUAUCACGAUCAAAGGGUACGUCCUGCUUAUGCCGUUCUUUGGCGGCGUCCACCGAUCGAAGUCGGAGGCGGUUGAGUUCCCACUGGAGGAGUUGCCGUUCGUCAACCUGGCCUUGCUGGACCAGUUCUGGCGGCUCUCGCUGCCUGUGGGCGCCAGCAGGGACCACCCUAUAGCCAACCCGUUCGGACCGGACAGCCCUGGCCUAGAUUCGGUGGAGUUCCCGCCGGUCCUCGUCGUCUCCGGCGGCACCGACAUUCUGCGCGACCGCAACGUCGACUACGCGGAGCGGCUGGCGGCGUUGGGCAAGCCAGUGAAGGCCAUCGAGUUCGGAGGCCAGCCGCACGGGUUCUACACGCUGGACCCGUGGUCAGAGACCACCGGCGAGCUGAUCCGGCUCAUCGCCCGGUUCAUCGUCGACAGCUGCGUCUUGGAGCCAAAGACCGCUUGAGUCGGUGCACACCGUGUACGUACGAGACUGGCGGCGAGUCCACGACUGCGGGUUAUCUGCAUAUCCUUAAUGUAAAUUUUCGUAUAUUGUCGUGUACAAGUUGCAGUUAGAACGCCGUGUCUACUUGUC
Messenger RNA from Lolium perenne, 1256 nucleotides. Its product is annotated as strigolactones hydrolase CXE15-like. NCBI's taxonomy places the organism in Eukaryota, Viridiplantae, Streptophyta, Magnoliopsida, Poales, Poaceae. Gene Ontology annotation, molecular function: hydrolase activity. The record is from RefSeq and is a predicted model, not a curated record.